This is a messenger RNA of Myotis davidii, 1425 nucleotides long. Its product is annotated as serine/arginine repetitive matrix protein 5-like. The coding region runs from base 1 to 1425 and encodes 474 amino acids. NCBI's taxonomy places the organism in Eukaryota, Metazoa, Chordata, Mammalia, Chiroptera, Vespertilionidae. The record is from RefSeq and is a predicted model, not a curated record. The transcript has 3 exons.
AUGCACCGGCAAGACAGCGUGCACCCGCAAGACAGCAUGCACCCGCAAGACAGUGUGCACCCGUACGAUAACGUGCACCCGCAAGACAGCCGUGCACCCGCAAGACAGCGUGCACCCGCAAGAGAGCGUGCACCGGCAAGACAGCGUGCACCCGCAAGACAGCGUGCCCCCCCAAGACAGCGUGCACCCGCAAGACAGUGUGCACCCGCACGCCAGCGUGCACCCGCAAGACAGCGUGCACCCGCAAGAGAGCGUGCACCGGCAAGACAGCGUGCACCCGCAAGACAGCGUGCCCCCCCAAGACAGCGUGCACCCGCAAGACAGUGUGCACCCGCACGCCAGCGUGCACCCGCAAGACAGCGUGCACCCGCAAGAGAGCGUGCACCGGCAAGACAGCGUGCACCCGCAAGACAGCGUGCCCCCCCAAGACAGCGUGCACCCGCAAGACAGUGUGCACCCGCACGCCAGCGUGCACCCGCAAGACAGCGUGCACCCGCAAGAGAGCGUGCACCGGCAAGACAGCGUGCACCCGCAAGACAGCGUGCCCCCCCAAGACAGCGUGCACCCGCAAGACAGUGUGCACCCGCACGCCAGCGUGCACCCGCAAGACAGCGUGCACCCGCAAGAGAGCGUGCACCGGCAAGACAGCGUGCACCCGCAAGACAGCGUGCCCCCCCAAGACAGCGUGCACCCGCAAGACAGUGUGCACCCGCACGCCAGCGUGCACCCGCAAGACAGCGUGCACCCGCAAGAGAGCGUGCACCGGCAAGACAGCGUGCACCCGCAAGACAGCGUGCCCCCCCAAGACAGCGUGCACCCGCAAGACAGUGUGCACCCGCACGCCAGCGUGCACCCGCAAGACAGCGUGCACCCGCAAGAGAGCGUGCACCGGCAAGACAGCGUGCACCCGCAAGACAGCGUGCCCCCCCAAGACAGCGUGCACCCGCAAGACAGUGUGCACCCGCACGCCAGCGUGCACCCGCAAGACAGCGUGCACCCGCAAGAGAGCGUGCACCGGCAAGACAGCGUGCACCCGCAAGACAGCGUGCCCCCCCAAGACAGCGUGCACCCGCAAGACAGUGUGCACCCGCACGCCAGCGUGCACCCGCAAGACAGCGUGCACCCGCAAGAGAGCGUGCACCGGCAAGACAGCGUGCACCCGCAAGACAGCGUGCCCCCCCAAGACAGCGUGCACCCGCAAGACAGUGUGCACCCGCACGCCAGCGUGCACCCGCAAGACAGCGUGCACCCGCAAGACAGUGUGCACCCGCAAAGCAGUGUGCACCCGCAAAAGUGUGCAAUGGCUACGGCAUUGCCAUGGUGACUGAGCGAGAUGGAGAUGGAGCCACCUUUGCCGAGGGCUUCCAGGCCGUGUCCCUGGCUCCCCACCCUCCUUACGGAGGCCCCCGAGGACCCGGGGUCUGA